Messenger RNA from Aureococcus anophagefferens, 1074 nucleotides. RefSeq lists its product as hypothetical. The annotation marks the transcript as partial. The transcript has 2 exons. The record is from RefSeq and is a predicted model, not a curated record. NCBI's taxonomy places the organism in Eukaryota, Pelagophyceae, Pelagomonadales, Pelagomonadaceae.
UACGUCGGCGAAUUCGAGCGGGGCCUGCGCCACGGCGUCGGCGCCUGCACCUACGCGUCCGGCGCCAUCUACUCGGGCGAAUGGGCCGCGAACGAGGCGACGGGCGAGGGCGCGCUCGUCGACGUCGACGGGUCGACGAUCCGCGGCAACUUCCGCGCCGGCGCGGCCGACGGCUCCGCGACGUGGCGCACGCGCGAGGGCGACGAGCUCGACGGCUUCUUCGCCCAGGGCGCGCCGGACUGGGCCGCGCGGUGGACGGUGCGCUACGCCGACGGGCGCCGCUACUCGGGCGCGCUCCGCGACGGCGUCCCGUCGGGCGCCGCGGGCAUGAUGCGCUACGCCGACGGCGCCGUCUACGAGGGCUGCUUCGCCGACGGCCUGCGGUCGGGCCGCGGCGUGCUGCACGGCGCCGACGGCGCGACCGUGUCCUACGCGGGCCGCUGGCGGGACGACGCGUUCCACGGCGACGGCGCGCUCGUCGACCACGCGAGGAACGCGUACCGCGGGGAAUUCGCCGACGGGCUCAAGCACGGCGUCGGCGAGCAGACCUACGCCGACGGCGCCGUCUAUAAAGGCGAGUGGGUUCGCGGCGAGCGCCACGGCGUGGGCCACCUCGUGAAACGCGACGGCGAGACCUUCGCGGGUAGCUGGGUCGCGGGCCGGCCCCACGGCGAGGGCACGCUGACGCGGCCCGACGGCACGUCCCACGCCGGCGGCUUCGUCCGGGGCGCGCCCCACGGCUGGGGCGUCGUCACGACGGCGUCGGAGGAGCGCGAGUGCGCCUUCGUCGACGGCGUCGCCGUGGAAGACGACGUGAAGAUCACCUACGGCGCGGGCGGCCAGUACGUCGGCGCGACGCUCGGGGGCCUGCCGCACGGCGACGGCGUCCGCAAGUGGCCCAGCGGUGAGACGUACGCCGGAAGCUGGGUCCGCGGCAAGCGCGCGGGCAAGGGCGUCGGCGUCUUCGCGAACGGGGAUUCUUACGACGGCGAGUGGCAGAACGACCACCCGGCGUUGGUCGGCGGCGGCACGCUCAAGUCCGCGUCGGGGGCGACGCGCGUCUUCGAGCGGUAA